Molecule: messenger RNA, 534 nt
Organism: Papaver somniferum (opium poppy)
Lineage: Eukaryota; Viridiplantae; Streptophyta; Magnoliopsida; Ranunculales; Papaveraceae
Product: NDR1/HIN1-like protein 10
Exons: 1
Coding region: 1-534 (177 amino acids)
Biological process (GO): defense response to other organism
Source: RefSeq, a predicted model, not a curated record
AUGUGCAACAUUAUUCUCUCCAUUCUCACCACCUUAGGUUUAGCAGCUCUUAUUGUUUGGUUAAUCUUUCGUCCGAUAAACCCAUUGAAAUAUCACGUUGAUAAUGCUUCGCUUAUUCAAUUCAAUGUUACCGGUAAUGACAUGCUGCAUUACGAACUUGCGAUAGAUUUGAGUUUAAGAAACCCGAAUACUAGAAUCGGUGUUUAUUACGAUCAGAUUGAAGCUAGAGCGUUUUACGACGGUCAGAGAUUCGAUUCGGUUAUGUUAACACCCUUCUAUCAAGGACAUAAGAAUACGACUAUUCUUCAUCCGGUUUUCAAAGGGCAAAAACUUUUACCAAAUGUACAAGGUGCAUAUGAUAAAGAUGGGAGUGAUGGGAAAUUCAAUAUUGAAGUUAAACUCUAUAUUAAGAUGAGAUAUAAAGCUGGUGAUGUUGAGACUAUCAGGGUCCAUCCGGGGUAUAAAUGUGAGCUUGAAGUUCCUUUGGGUUCUGCAUCUGGCUUCACUCCUCAAAAGUGCACCUUCGGUUAUUGA